CCUGCAUCACAGAACCAAUCACGACAGCGGGGAACUAGCUUAAACAUAAACUUCCGGUUUGAAGGUCGCAUUGAUACUCGACCCACACAUUAACCCGGGGUAAUUGAAAUUCUCACAGUCGGGCUGACAUAACGUCUUUAUCAGCGAUUAUAUAUAACAUGCUGCAAAUCUAAAUAAAAGGGACAUUAAACCGUGUAGGGAACUGAAGGUGAGCACGUAGACAGAGUCGUACAGUGAAUGCAAUAGGAUGAAGCGUGGGUUGUGCUGCUGUUGUGUAGUGAUCCCCAUUGCUGUUUCCAUAGCAACCACCCUUUUGUUGACAGGUUUCUAUGACAGCGACCCUGACCCCCCAGAGAUUCCAGAUGGUUGGUGGGGAAAAGGCGAAAAGAAGAAAGAAGAUGACCCGACCUUAAAAGGUAUCAAGAUAAUGGUGUCAGAUGUGAUACUCGAUGACUUGAAACAGAGGCUGAGCAAGACAAGGUACUUUGACGGUUUGGAAGGUGCCAAUUUCCGUUACGGCUUUAAUGUGGACUAUAUGAAAGAGGUUGUCAAGUACUGGAGAGAGGAAUAUGACUGGAGAAAAACAGAACAGAAGCUAAAUGAAUACCAGCACUACAAGACUCAGAUUGAGGGGAUAUUUGUCCACUUUGUACACAUCAAACCUGAUGUCAAAGAUAAAGAUGUUGUUGUUCGCCCCCUUUUGCUGGUUCAUGGAUGGCCAGGGUCAUUUUAUGAGUUUUACAAGAUGAUCCCACUGCUAACCAAACCUCAAAAUGGGCUUGUCUUUGAACUGGUGCUACCAUCUAUCCCGGGAUAUGGCCUCUCAGAAGCUCCUAACAAGCAAGGCUUUAAUCAGGUAGCAGCAGCAAGGGUAUUCCACAAGCUGAUGACGCGUCUGGGACACAAGUCUUACUAUGUACAGGGAGGAGACUGGGGAGCAGUCAUUACUCGGUUUAUGUCUAUCUUAUAUCCUCAGUCAGUGCUAGGCUUGCAUUCCAAUUUCUUCCAAAUGGACCAGGAUACAAAAACACCCCUGAAGUUACUUCUUGCUGCAGUGGCGCCAUCUGCAAUUUUGGACGAGCAGGAUAUACCAAAGAUCAGCCCUAUCUGGGAUAAGUUAGUGUACCUCAUCAAUGAGGCAGGCUAUUUCCUACUUCAGCAUACCAAGCCUGACACUGUGGGAACCGCCCUCACAGAUUCUCCAGUAGGUCUUGCGGCAUACAUCUUAGAGAAGUUCUCCACCUGGACCAACCCUGGGUACCGAGACCUUCCUGAUGGUGGUCUGACAAAGAAGUUUACCCUAGAUGAGCUACUGACCAAUGUGAUGAUCUACUGGACCACUAAGACCAUCACAUCUUCCAUGAGGUUCUACAAGGAGAUGUCUUUUGAUGAGGAUUUGGACAGGUACAAAAUACGUGUACCGACAGGUGUAGCAUGUUUUCCCCAUGAAAUAGCUCUGGGCUGUCCUCCUCCUCAGUUCGCCACCAGUGCCAAACACCUCAUCCACUAUACCAACAUGCCUACUGGCGGCCAUUUUGCAGCCUUUGAGGAACCACAGUUGUUGGCUGCAGAUAUCUGGAAGUUUGUUGAGAAAGCAGAAGAGUUUCAUAAAGAACGCAAUGCAGAUUCUGAAUCCUAACAUUUUUUACUGUUAUAAUAUUAACUGUUACCAUUAGUUUGAAAUCUUAGCAUAGCUUCUUAACUUGAAUGAGAGUAAUUUUUAGAAGAGUUUCAUAAAGAAGGUAAAUGCAGAUUCUGAAUUGUAACAUCUGUAAUUCUUUUCUUUAUACUGUUAUAAUAAUUGUUAUUAGCAUAAUUUUGUAAUCUUAGCCUUUUUAGCUUGAAGGAGAGUAAUUUUUAGAAUCCCGUUUUUAUUGUUAAUUUUUGUUAAUAGUGGAUAUCUUUGAAGUUAUUGAAAAAUCAUGAAAGUCUCAUAACAUUUGUGAUAUUGAUGUGCUGUGAUUUUGAUUUGGGAGACAUACCUUUGUUUUUUUUUAUAACUGUGUAAUACUGAAAUAACUUAUGUGUCAUAUUUUAGUUUUACCAAUAUAAUUAAUAAUUUCAGUACUAACUAACCAGAAAAAUUAAUAAUUAAUUUAUUAUCACAUUGGCCAUUAUUGGAAUUGCCCAAUCAUUGUUUGAAUAAAUGGAUUAUUGAA
Messenger RNA from Lingula anatina, 2159 nucleotides. Its product is annotated as epoxide hydrolase 1. Lineage: Eukaryota; Metazoa; Brachiopoda; Lingulata; Lingulida; Lingulidae. Gene Ontology annotation, molecular function: epoxide hydrolase activity. Gene Ontology annotation, biological process: epoxide metabolic process. The record is from RefSeq and is a predicted model, not a curated record.